Messenger RNA from Rana temporaria (common frog), 3503 nucleotides. Its product is annotated as cytoplasmic phosphatidylinositol transfer protein 1-like. Bases 113 to 1030 code for a protein of 305 amino acids. NCBI's taxonomy places the organism in Eukaryota, Metazoa, Chordata, Amphibia, Anura, Ranidae. Gene Ontology annotation, cellular component: cytoplasm. Gene Ontology annotation, biological process: phospholipid transport. The record is from RefSeq and is a predicted model, not a curated record. Gene Ontology annotation, molecular function: phosphatidylinositol binding; phosphatidylinositol transfer activity. The transcript is spliced from 10 exons.
GGUAAGGUGUGUCGCUGUGCGCGGAGCUCCGCUCAGUCUGAGGUGAGGACACACCGGGGGAAGAUCCGGAAAGUUUUUUUUGGAGUGCGGAGGGAGCGGAUCCGGGCCCAGAAUGCUGGUGAAGGAAUACCGGAUCUGUAUGCCGCUAACGGUGGACGAGUACAAGAUUGGACAGCUGUACAUGAUCAGCAAGCAUAGCCAUGAACAGAGUUCGGAUGGAGAAGGGGUGGAAGUGAUCAUCAAUGAGCCUUAUGAAGACCCCAUCCAUGGCAAAGGGCAGUACACGGAGAAAAGAGUCUACCUGAACAGCAAACUGCCAACCUGGGUACGAGGAUUUGUUCCAAAGAUUUUCUACAUCACUGAAAAGGCCUGGAAUUAUUAUCCCUUUACAGUCACUGAAUACACGUGUUCUUUUCUGCCAAAAUUUCAAAUCAAAAUAGAAACAAAGUUUGAAAAUAAUAAUGGCUCCAAUAUACGGGUAUUUGGGGAAAAACCCACACCAGAGGAUGAUGUGUGCUGCAUUGAUAUAGCUUCUGAUGAUUUAGCAGAAAGCUAUUACAAAAAAAUAGAAGAUCUUAAAAUGUUCUGUUCAAAGAAGACCGGCCGAGGGCCAUUGCUACAAGACUGGCAAGAGACCACGCAGCCCAUUAUGUGCUCUUACAAAUUAGUUGCAGCCAAAUUUGAGGUCUAUGGUUUUCAGUCAAGAGUUGAGAGUUUUAUUCAUAAGAAUAUCAAAGACAUACUGUUUGCAGGUCACAGAGAAGCUGUGGCUUGGAUGGAUGAAUGGUAUGGUAUGUCUCUAGAAGAUGUACGGACGUUUGAAAGAAGACUUCAGGAAGAAACAAAUUGCAAAGUAAAUUCCCAGAAAAAGUCUGCAGAUCCAAACGGUGAACACUUGCUAAACACUGGGGUUGGGAAGCAUUCAAUCAACAGGUCAACCUCCUGGAAUAAUGGAACAGAGACAUGUCCAUAUGCGAAUGGGAAUGCAGACUCAAAACCAAGGCCAAGACUGCCCUCCGCUCCAGAAUAAUACAUUGAGAAGCUUAACUUGCUAAACAAAUACAAAUCCGAAUAUUUUGGGAAAAUGCCCAAAAAAUUGUUACUAUGGUCUUCUGAAUAAUUUACAUACGAUAUACUUGAUGGGAUGACAAGGUCAAUUAGAUUUUCAUUGUUUACCUUUUAGGUCUACAAGCUGCAGAAGAAAUGGAAAGGCUUGGGACUUGAACUUGUCCAUGAACAUUAAUGGUGCACAACGUGAGCUGGUGCAAUUAUUUUAAUGUUGUAAGGAGAAAUAUAGCUGCUGGGAUAAUGGUUAAAUAUAUACAAUGUUAAUAUAUUGGGAUUUUAGGACAAGUACAUUGUGUAACCUUACUGAAGAGCAGAAGGCUUUACCUAAUGUGAACAAAGCCAAUGUGCCACCAAAUGGCAUUCUGCAUAGAUCUCGUGGUACAUGAGAUGUAAAUAUGUUCAUAACUAUAAUGUAUGUUGUAGCGUGGAGGUAUGUCCUUUUAUUCUACUGAAACUUUUGUUAUUCUUUCUCCCAGAUGCAGAAAACAUGGGUAAAUUGUCAAAUCCAACACAGUGAAAUGCCAUGUACAUAAACAUUGGUUUAUGGGUAAAGGGGAUUGUUGGAAGGCUCGGUAUUCUUCAUCUGAACUAAGUUGGCAAGAAUAAUUUGUGUAAUGUGUUACUUGCCCAGCACGUAGUGUUGAAAAUGCUGCCAUAUCAGCACAAGUGGCCCCUAUGGGGCCAUGGGUUUAGGGAAAACUGUUGUGGGAAAUAUUUUUGGUACCCCUCCCCCCCUCCUUGUGUUCCUGGCAGUAAGGAGUGGACUUAUGGAGCUGCUUUCAACAGGUCAAUGCUUGCACAGAUUGUGUACAUGCUUCAUAUGGCAUAUACAGGUAGCAGGUAGUAUAAUUUCUAUACUUUGUAAUACUACAGGACUACAAAAAUGUUUGUAUUAUGCGUACCAUCUUUGGUCAACUUUUUUGGCAGUGGGUAGUUUAGUAUCUAGACUUUCCCCUGAUCAGUUACUGUAAUAUAUUUUGGCACAGUAGAUGCAUAACGUAUGCUCUCUCCCAAAAUCUUGUCCAAGCAUAGAAGCUUUGUACUUGGGUUUCAGCCCAUAUAUAAGCCAUGGCUAAUGCUGAUGAAGCCACCCAUAGUUCCUUGAAUAGAGGACAAAUUCAUGACAUGUGAAAUCACUGGAAGUCUUGUAGUGUGAAGCAGGCUAGUCAGGGACAGGGGAAUUUGGGCACCGUGCCCUUCGUUUUAUGGUGGUGGCUCUGGGCGUGUGUAAAAAGGGAGUAGCCAUUGACCCAAAUGGCCAGUACGGGUCCCAAGCCCCUGACUCAUUCAGACUUCACUGCGUAAGCGGCUCCCCUGCAAGGGUCAUGGCAAACAAAUUCUGGGGUCCUCAGUGAGCAGGAUGCUGCCUCUUUCAGAACAGCUGCUGCUCAGGACAGGCUGGCCUUUUGACAGUUUAAAAGGAUCCAGCUGGUACUUGAAAGGAAUGCAGGGGCUGGUGAAGAAUUGCAGUACUAGUCGCAGGGCAAGGUGAGCAAUGGCCGAGCAUAAUGUCUACAAACUAAAAUUACAAUAACUCUACUAAUUGCACAGGAUCGAUUACAGUGAUUGGUAGAUAUACCAGGUCAGAACAAGCACAUGGUGACAAUAUUAACCUGCCUUUAUGCAGUGGACUUCUGAAGGGGUGCAGUUCCAAAAAAUGAAAGAUGCAGUCUCCAUUGCCAGUAAUUCUCUUCCUCGUGCAAAAACCACACCCAAAGCUGUAGCUCCAGUAGUUUCCCAUUUACCUAGGAUACCCAACAGCCCAAGUUCCUCCUUCUCACAUAGGCCAAUCUCUUUCCAUACAGCCAGCAGGGGUGGAGCAGUAAAAAAAACUUGACCAAAUAAGCCAACAUCUACUACUGGACUGAAUGAAAUUGUAGACUGGCCAAUCUCAAGUUGGAUGACAUAGCUGGACAAGAACUAGCGAAAUAAGCAUUGCAAGAAAUGGUGAUAUUUCCUUCUAUUCACCCGAAACAAUUCACUGGCCUCAGAACUCCAGCUCAAGGGCCAUUUCUGUUUGGCCCUCCAGGAAAUGGAAACUAUGCUGGCAAAACCAGCAGCUGCUAAAUUGAAUACAACAUUUUGUAAAUCUAAAUGCAGCAUGUUUCCGUUCAAAAUGUAUAGGGGAGGAGGAUAAAUUUAUUUGGGCACUUUUAUGGGGGGCAAGGGAACGUGUGUGUGUGUGUGUGUGUGUGUGUGUGUGUGUGUGUGUUUUUUUUUUUUUUUUUUUUUUGUGCCUGAUGGUCUUAUGUGAAAGAAGAGGGAGAACUUGAUGCUAGCAGGGGAUUAAAAGCAGACUUGUUGAUAGUUUGAUGGAUUACAGUCUGGUGGAGAUGAUAGUGCUAGUCAUGGACGCUACUAACAGACCUCCAAGAGCAGGAGAUUCACAAAAAAGGUUUGUCUCCUUGCCAAAUGUAGAGACAAGGCUUCUGUUU